CGGACCCCCAGUGCUGGCUGACGCCACGUGGAAGGGAUAGGCUACGUGCUCGCUACGUGGUGUAACCCCCGUGAUUGCCUUUAUUCGGGCACUUACUUCUUUGUGUACACGUUCUUCAACUUGGUGCCAUUACAGACAAUGCCUAGACCAAAGAAGAACGUGGCUUUACGUCGCAAAUGUGCAAAAAUUGCGACAAAAGCAUCGGUUGUUGCCGCCAAGCGAAAGCGUCAUGCCGCUGCUGGGAGCGCGGACGCGCCGCCACCACCACCUCCGCCACCUGUUGCUUCAUGUUCACGUGAACCAACGAGUGCACAGAAAAGAAAAUCUCUUGUGACUGAACAGAAAGAACAACCACAAGCUAGUGAAAUGAAAACACGAAGCAUAUUUUGUGAAGAGACACUGAAAGAAAUUGUGGAAAGCAUGUUAUGUCCAUCGUGUUGUCAGAACAAUGCUACUGCUAAGUUUACACACCACCAGAUAGACACGUACAUUCGAGUGGAGUGUUCAUGUGGUCACGUUGUUGCAGAUACUAAGAAAGGUGUGCAAGUGAAAGAAAAGUGCUAUCCCAUGACAACAUUAUUAGUGUACUGCAUGAUGAUACUCGGUGUUGGAUACGUUGGUGUUGACAAACUAAUUUCAUUUUUUAGCUUGCAUCACUUUACUAGACCUACCUACGUUCGUUAUGCCAGGUUUAUCACAAAAACUGCCACAUACUUAGCAAAAAGUGUCCUGGAAAAGAGUAGACAUGCUGUAAGUGAUCAUUUUGCAAGCAAACAGGAUGUUGAACAAGUUGAUGGCAAGUUUCUAGUAAGCACAACUUUUGAUGGCUCUUGGCAUAAACGUGGUCACAAAUCAAACUUCGGAGUAGGUGCAGUGAUUGAUGUUGACACAAGACUUAUUUUAGAUUAUGAAGUUUGUUCAAAAGUAUGUUUCAAGUGUCACACCAAAGUAAAGCAAAUGGAGAGAGGCGAAAUUACUGCUACCGAGUAUGUGGUUUGGUUGGAUAAACAUGAUGACUGCGACGCGAAUUAUGAUGGCUCCUCAGGGGGAAUGGAGGCAGCAGCAGCUGUGGCAUUGUGGCGUAGAUCUCGUCAGUAUGACAUGAUUUAUAAAACAUUCGUAUCUGAUGGUGACAGCUCUGCAUUCCGUUCUGUGUGCAGGAUGUAUCAAGGUGCAGGACCAUAUGGUGACCAGUGCCCUGUCGUGAAGGCCGAGUGCAUCAACCAUGUUGCAAAAAGACUUGGCACAGGUCUUCGUGCUUUGAAAAAGACAAAAAGUGAUGCAGAAAAGCCAGCAACAUGGGGAGGAAGACAUAAGCUGACUGACGUAGUUAUAGAUCACCUGCAGUUUUAUUUUCAAGUGAGUCUGAGCAGAAAGGUGGGCACAACUGCUAGUGAAAUGCGUGAGGAAAUCAUGUCAACUUUCUUCCACUGCACGUCAACAGACGACAAUCCUCAACAUGACAGAUGUGCCAAAGGUGAAAGAUCAUGGUGCUUCUACAACAGAAGCAUUGCUUUAGGACAACAGCCUCAUUCCCACACCAAAAUGAAAGUUUAUUUCCGUCUGGAAGAAGCUCAGAAGAGAAAAAUAAAAGCCAUCUAUGACAGACUCACUACAGAUGAGAUGAUGAAUCGAUGUCUUCAGGGCAUAACUCAAAACCGAAAUGAGCACCUACACUCAAGAAUAUGGAAGAUAUGCCCAAAACAUCGCAAUGCAUCAAAAAUGUUGGUGGACUUCGCAGCAGCAACUGCGGUAUGUAAUUACAAUGUCGGCUACAGUGAGAGCAACUUGGCUGGCCUGCUUGGCAUUGAACCUACAUUGUCUAUGGAGAAAUAUCUGCAGAACAUGGACAAGACGAUGGACUCCCCAUUCAGACGAAAAAUGAGGAACAAGAACCUGCGAAGAGACUUGGAGUAUGCAGCUGGAGGCUUCUGACUCACUGUGUUGUCAACAAAUCCUUUUUUCUCAAAAUAGGUAUCUUAGCAUUAUGUCAAUAAAUUUUCAUGAAGAUUGA
This is a messenger RNA of Portunus trituberculatus (swimming crab), 2014 nucleotides long. RefSeq lists its product as uncharacterized. The transcript is spliced from 2 exons. The record is from RefSeq and is a predicted model, not a curated record. NCBI's taxonomy places the organism in Eukaryota, Metazoa, Arthropoda, Malacostraca, Decapoda, Portunidae. Bases 139 to 1935 code for a protein of 598 amino acids.